Messenger RNA from Colletotrichum destructivum, 795 nucleotides. RefSeq names its product Putative tetratricopeptide repeat protein. The record is from RefSeq and is a predicted model, not a curated record. Gene Ontology annotation, biological process: cilium assembly. The transcript has a single exon. Lineage: Eukaryota; Fungi; Ascomycota; Sordariomycetes; Glomerellales; Glomerellaceae. The coding region runs from base 1 to 795 and encodes 264 amino acids.
AUGGCUUCCAUGGACCUGACCCGACGCGAUGUCAAUGUACUUGACAAGAUCAAGGACCCCGAGUCCGACCCUUCGACCAACGUCAUGCUAGACCCGUCCCUGCCCCGAGACCCUCACAUCACCAACACGUCCGUCUACGAACGUGUCAUCCAGAAGGAACGCGAAAUCAUCCUGUCCAUGCAGCAGCUCGAACUUCAGUUGGCAGGAUUGAGGCCGAAGACCGUGGCCGAACCCGUGCAGGAGUACAAGGGCCUCCUCUCGAAGCUCGACAACUUUAUAGAGGAAUAUCCCAACUACGCCAGCUUGAGAAACAACCGUGUGCAGGCAUUGAGGCGACUGUAUGGCGACACUAUGCUGUUGGCAGGAGCGCCGGCUACACCUCAACGACUCAUCCAGAGCCCCGAGCCAGCCGAAGCGACCCGGCAUGCGAGAAUUGCACUAGAAGACAUCGAUAUGUCUAUUGCUCUCCUCACGCCGCGCACCGUAUUUGGCGCCAUGUCGCCGCAGGCCGCUAAGACGCUGUCUCUCACGUACACGCAGCGGGCUGCCAUCUAUCACACCUCGGCAAAGCUGAUGGACGACCACGCUGUGCAGGUUGAAGAAUCUCGGCGUGAAGCGAGAUGGACGAAGCUCGAGUUCGAGGAGGCGGCCUCGCACGACUUUGCCUUUGGCGGGAGGUAUGGCAACGAGAUUGCCAAGGGGCUGGCGGUGAGCACGAACCCGACUGCGAAGCUGUGCGGGCAAAUGGUUCGGGAGGCGAUGAAGAAGGAGUAUGGGCCGUCGUAUGCCGAGUAA